Molecule: messenger RNA, 1421 nt
Organism: Protomyces lactucae-debilis
Lineage: Eukaryota; Fungi; Ascomycota; Taphrinomycetes; Taphrinales; Protomycetaceae
Exons: 1
Coding region: 21-1049 (342 amino acids)
Source: RefSeq, a predicted model, not a curated record
ACGGACCAUACGCGUCGGGCAUGUCGCGUGCCUUGCUGCAUUCAUCACGGCUAGCAAGUCUCACUUGUCGCUCUCAUCGCUGCAUUGUACCGCAGUUUUCUCAUCGUCGAAUAGACGUCAGGCCCUUUGCACGACACAAUAGUACUGCGACAGAAGCAAGCACUGACGAUCCGUCGCCCUCUGCGGCAGCGCCCUUCCCUUUUCUAUGGCCAUCUCUACCAGAACCUCCCAAGGCCUCACCACAUCAUUUCCCGGCCAUCAUCACAGCGAAUACCAACUCAUUCACAGAUAGGCUAUUCAUCAAAUUACUCUCAGUCCUAGUCAAUCACUCCUGGUUGAAUCGGAGCAUGAAUUGGGGGUUGAUCAAUAUGCUUGUUACGCAGCGAGAAAUGAGCCUUCAGUUCAUCAAGGGCUCUGGGUAUGCGUUUGGUGAGUUUCUAGCAAGGUUGAGUGGGGAGAAGGAGGAACCCUGGCAAGCACUAUGUACGGAUGAUUUUGCAUCAUUUCUGGAAGCCAAGUUGGCAGCGAGUCAGGUGAAGGGGAGUAAGAUGCAGAUUGCAACGCUGAACCAACCGAAAGUGGACCUACAACUGGCCAUGCGUGAUUGCUGGCUCUGGCUCGGUAAGCAAGAGGCCUUUGUCCUCGACGAUGGGAAAGUGGGUGGUAUCAAGGAUUCCGAGUCACUCAGGGAUCCCAAAUCUCGGACUGUCUGUGUACAGCUGCCCUUCACUGCAUUGGUACAGGAACCCACAGAAGACGGGACUUCCAUUCCACCACUCGACUAUGCAGGUGAAGCUGGAAUUCGCUUUGCAGUGGAUGUGGAGAUGGAAGGCGAGUUUGUGUAUGCGUAUGAGGGCGAGGAGAUGCGAGUGACCCGGCAGACCGUGGUUCGCUUCUCGUCGCAGCACUUUCCUGCGUAUCGCUGCAAAACGGAUGCUGAGCGGAGUGCGCGGAUAUUCAAGAUUCGCGAGUCGUUGGAGUGGAAGAUAUGGGAUGUGGACUACGUGUACCAGUCCUCUGCCUGGUCUGAUCACCGGGCCGGCGUGUAGGAAGCACUCUCUGCAUGAAUAUAUCCAAUAUCCAAUAUAUAUCCAAUAUAUAGCCUGGUGAAUGUCGCUUCUUUCCCUUCCAUCGCCCGAAACGACACAGAAGCAGCACAGCACAUUCGAGAUAUCCAGCAGGAUCACAGGGCCAGCUACAGAGAGACAAGGCAGAGGAUAUCGUCGGACAAGAGCAACAGAACACACAGGACCGGAUGUCCAUCUUCACGCGGGACCAGCUCCUGCAUCUGCGGGAAUCACCGCUCGUAGCCGCCAUUAAUCCCGAGCUGCCACCGUGGAUCUCAAGUGAAGCCAUUGAAAAGGCGCAGAAGGAACCGCGUGUUGCUACGCGCAUCGCUGGACCUGUUACAACGAAACCUG